Molecule: messenger RNA, 1135 nt
Organism: Coccidioides immitis RS
Lineage: Eukaryota; Fungi; Ascomycota; Eurotiomycetes; Onygenales; Onygenaceae
Product: exosome complex protein LRP1
Exons: 3
Coding region: 34-837 (267 amino acids)
Biological process (GO): maturation of 5.8S rRNA; regulation of gene expression
Cellular component (GO): exosome (RNase complex); nucleolus
Molecular function (GO): DNA binding; RNA binding
Source: RefSeq, a predicted model, not a curated record
ACCAGACCGCGUGAAGUUCACGCAAAAUAUAUUAUGCACAACUCCGCAGCCAUGGAGAUGACAGAUUUGACGCCGCUGGGAGACCAGCUGGAAGGCGAUAUUGAUGAACUGGAGGAAGUUUUAGAGCCGCUCUUGAGCCAGACCUUGUCCACAGCGACCCAGAAAAUGACAGUCAUGGACAAGGCGAAGCUGCAUGUACUCAUCACAUAUACGAUUGAAUCCCUUCUUUUUUCGUAUUUACGUCUACAGGGCGUAAAUGCAAAGGAACACUCUGUUUUUAAAGAAUUGACCCGAGUGAAACAGUACUUUGCAAAGAUAAAGAAUCUAGAAACAGUGCCAGAGAAGCCGACUAUGACACUUGAUAAGCAAGCAGCGGCGAGAUUCAUAAAACACGGCCUCGCCGGGAACGAUAAAAUUGACUUAGAGAGAGCCGAAAGAGAGGCCAAAGAACGAGCUAUGGCUCAGCUAAGGGCGGCGCAACUCGCUAGAAAGCAAGGGGAGACAGUUACGGCUGCUACUCCUGCUGAUUCUCUUCCCCAGAAGCGUCCUGCAGAGGACGAGGAGGAAUCGGAAAAUGAUGAUGGCGACACAGGAAAUGAGUAUGAGGCGAGCAGCAAUACCGGGGAAGGAGAUCAUGAAGUGACUGCCCAUCCCAACAGAGAACCCGGGAAAAAGCGAAACCGGGCCAGUAAACGAACAAGGGAAAGGAGACGAGGACAGGGGCGCUCUGAUGUGGCAGAUGUUGAGAAGCGCUCACUUAAUAAGGAAAAGACUAGGCGAGAGAAAAAGCGCAUGAAAAGGCCGAGAAAGCAAAAAAAAAAUAAACCGCAAGAUUAGCAGUCAGCCUCUAGCCUGACAAGGAUGUAUAGCACGCCCGGCUUUCACUUGCCUUCAACCUCUUGCCGAGGGUCAGAGCUCUUGGUAUUUAUAACGCCAAAGAGAACUGGGAAGACUGCCGUUUUGUUGUUCGUGUGCAAACGAGUUCAAUCAGAGUUCGGAUACUGUGGCCAUUUCUGCUCUCUCUGUGUUGGCCCUAUCACCCUGAAGUGCUCCAAGGAAUGGCUGAGCGGGGAAUCUCCCUCGCAAAUGGAUAGUUUGCAUUUAAUUCUGGCAAUGGAUAGAUACCCACAGUCAA